This is a messenger RNA of Haliotis rubra (blacklip abalone), 3086 nucleotides long. Its product is annotated as ADAMTS-like protein 5. The coding region runs from base 131 to 1858 and encodes 575 amino acids. The transcript is spliced from 10 exons. NCBI's taxonomy places the organism in Eukaryota, Metazoa, Mollusca, Gastropoda, Lepetellida, Haliotidae. Gene Ontology annotation, cellular component: extracellular matrix. Gene Ontology annotation, biological process: extracellular matrix organization. The record is from RefSeq and is a predicted model, not a curated record. Gene Ontology annotation, molecular function: protein binding; metalloendopeptidase activity.
CCCACGAUGCGUGUUUUGCUGUUCUUGAGGUAGCAUGGCCAAGUAUAUCUAAAUUACCGACACUUCCAGCCUGUCUACUUCUACCCAGGACGGAGUGGAUGUACGGAUACGGAACAUUCCCCAGCUAACCAUGAUUCAAUUUUGCCAAUUGUUUUUGGCCGUGGGACUCGUGUUGAUGCAGGCACGAGGUAAGAAGCUGAGUGGCGGUGACCUACCCCCGAUCCCCAACGUCCAACCCCGACCCCUGCCCCCGGCCAUCUGGGGUCACUGGACGAAUUAUGGCCCCUGCUCCAGGACAUGUGGCCGGGGGGUGAAGAUGAGGACACGUGAUUGUCUUCAGUGGACGGGUGAACGUUACACCGAGACGCACCUCACCGCUUGUGUCGGCAACAACAUCGACUACAGGCUCUGUGAACUUGGGAAGUGUCCCCGCGAUGAAGACUUCCGGGCCUACCAGUGUCGCGUCCUCAGCAAGACCCGCCAUGUGGCAGGCCGCACCCAUCAGUGGAUACCGUACGAUGGAGGUAAACCAUGCGAGCUCAGCUGUAAAGCAGUGGGUCGCUCGUACUAUUACACUUUCGGCACUGUUCAGGACGGGACCAUGUGCCUCAACAGCAACAAUCACGUGUGUGUCCACGGCCAGUGCAAGUUGAUUGGCUGCGACGAUCACGUGGGCGGCGGAACCCGGAUGGACAUGUGUGGUGUGUGCAACGGAAAGAAUGACACGUGCUCCUUCAUCAAGUCUUCAUACAGGACUGAGCUGCCUUCAGGGAGGGGAAAGCACCGGGGUUAUAACGAGGUUGUCACCAUCCCGAGGGGAUCGACCCACUUCAGCGUGAAAGAGUCCAGUCGGAACCACCUAGCGCUUAUGAAUGCCAACAAGGACUUCGUCCUGAACGGCCAGUACACCAUCGCGAACCCCGGCAUCUACUCUAUUGGUGGCACAGUGGUAACCUACGACCGGGUCAACAGCGGCUACGAGGCUCUGCAAGGCGACGGACCCACAUCCGAGGAUUUACAUGUUAUGCUAAUGUACAGAGAGAAGAACCGAGGGGUAAACUACGAGUUCUGGGUGCCUGGGAUACCAUCUCUGGAACUCCUUAACAUGACGUACAUGAGAUUCGACAACGCCAUCCCCGUGGACGCGGUGACCCACGUGGAAACAACGACGACGCGCUUCACCGUCCCGCCAAAUCCCACGAGGAAGACCACGUUGUCAGAUAAUCAGAUCUGGGAUAUUGUCAUGUCGGAGAUCGACUACGACGGGAAGGUGACGAAGCAAUACGACAUCACCAACGGCGGCAGGGUCACGACACAACAGCACAGCGACAGACUUAAGGGAACACGUGGUAAAUCUAAGACGUUGUAUAAACGGAAGAACGCUACCAAAGACAAGGUGAAGCAGGAUCGGCUGAGAAGGAAGAAGUUGAAGAAGAAGAGUAAGAAGAAGAAGAGAAAGUUUCUAAGCAAAAGUCAAUGUCCAGCCUGCAAAAGAAUGAAGAAUCGGAGAAAACAGUUCUGUGCUAGUGAUUUCGUGUCCAAAGCACGAGUGAACGGUCUUGAAGUGUUCGGGAACGCUACCCGUUACGACAUCAGCAUCAUGUACACCUACAGGAACAUCGUCCCUCUCCUCCACAGAGAGUACAUCUGGGUGUACAACAUCUGCAAGUGUCCGCGCCUGCGCAUAGGGAGAGAGUACAUCCUGAUGGGGAUGAUGGAAAAACACGGUCAGCGGGAGAUCCGAUUGUCAAUCUCCCCCGACAGUUACGUCAGGAAGUUUUCAUUAAAACAAGACCUCAGAAUGGAGAAAUUAAAACGGAAAAGAUCAAAAUGUAAAAUAAAGAAAAAAGCAUUUUAGGUAGUCUUUAUUGUUUUAGAUAUAUGAAUACAUUUUGUUGGCGACAUUUAUUGACACAUUGACCAUUAAAUGGCAUUUCUAACAUAUCACGAUAUAUGUUUAAUGUUUCCGUCACAAUCAGUGGAAAUACGUCAGCAGGUCGCCCAAGGCAACGCAACUCGCCGUGAAGAGUUAUGCCCCCUUGCUGCUUCACACCGAUAGUCUUGGUUCUAAUAUCACGAUCAGUGUGGCUCAGUGGUGUCUGUGACACACCUUUUUAGCUGUGCAGAGUUGCGUUCCCUUGAGCGUGCCACAAAAUUAUGAUCGGGGUUCGAAUCCGGGUUUGUUUCUUGGUUGGUAAAUACCGUUCACGUGGGUUUCACUGAAGAGGUAAAAAUAAAAGAUCUGCAUCACCUCGGGCUUUCUUCCCACAUCACACCGUGACAUGGCAGGAAUUAUCAUUCAGGCUGUAACGAUUACCAUCAUUAACUGGCACUGCGAUAUAUAGCGAUAUCACAAGAUAACUAAAAACGCCCCUAAACACAGGGUGAUCUUAAACUUCUUGUAAGAAAUGUAUGGGGACAUGUAUCAAUGUGAGUACAUUCACUGCGAUACUCUGACAGUGUUCGGAAACCAGUUGCUGUUCUACGCCAGUUCCAUUGCUUUGAUGAACGUGAUAUGACACAAGUGUCGACUGUGGUAUCGGAUCACGGCCCAUUGUGAUACAACACAACGGGUGUCGUUACAGCCAUAGCCAAUCGGUUAUUAGCUGAAACGCCGUGAUACAAACUGAAAUACCUUUCAAAGUGGUGUGAAACUCCGAAGCUUUAAUGCUAUAAUUUGUUCAUUGCUGUGUCUGUUUUCAAAUUUCGCACACAAUCCCCUUACCACGUAAAAUAUUCUCAUAACCAGUGGCAUCUCGAUAACUCGAACUCUUCUUGAUUGAUUUAUCGCUGGUGAAACGUCUUGAUUCCGACACGAUCCCUGUUACCAUAACGAUUUGAUAUCAGCGCUUCGCUUUCCUUGAACCAGGUGAAGGGAUGUUUGAUGCUUCCAGGUGUUCGAGUUGACGAGGUAUAUACAAAUAAUGAUAUUACACCGUUUUCGUCGAGAUGCUCUCACACAACCGAGAUAAGAGGAAUUGAACAUGUCGAGUAUCCAUCAUUAUUUAUUGUUAUACAUUUUGUGUACUGAUUUGUGUUUUAUAGAAUUGUGUUUCAUUUAUAAAUAUUAAAAGAAUUUAUUAUAA